AUGAAAAGACUGGGUGAGCGUGCAGGAGAGGUUGUUGAUAUGACUAAGUGGUCACUAUUCUACACUUUCGAUGUCAUGGGACUAGUCACUUUCAGCAAAGAUUACAAACAGCUGGACGACGCAGAGGAGCAUUUUACUAUUGCGGCCAUGCAUUCGCAAAUGGAGAUCGUUGGAAUAUUUGGUGCGAUUCCUUGGAUAGUGCCCAUAUUGACAUCCAUUCCCGGCUUGAAAGGACCACUCGAAGUUUUCGUCAGAUAUUCCAACGCUCAAAUUGAUGAGAGAAAGGCGGAAUGGAAUCAAGACCCAGAUCCAGAGAAAAUGCCAAAGGACGUCACCUCUUGGUUAAUCAAGGCAAUGCAGGAGGGUGAUCCGUCUGCACCAUCUACUAUUGAGGCAUUCCAUGACGAUGGUCGAUUAGCCAUUAUUGCUGGAAGCGACACAACUGGAUCGACGUUGACCAAUAUUUUAUAUUUCCUUGCCAAGCACCCUGAGGCGUACAAAAGGUUACAAAAAGAGUUAGACGACAUCAAGUCAAGCGGAGGCGAUGUAUCCCAGAUUCCAUACCUUGACGCGAUCAUAUCAGAGGCGCUUCGCUUGAGGCCAGUUUUACCUAGCGGACUGAAAAGAAACACACCACCUGAAGGUUUACUUGUCGAUGAGGUAUGGAUUCCAGGAAACACGAUCGUCUUUGCAGCUCAACAUGUCAUCCAACGAGAUGAGCGAAAUUUUGAGAAUGCAUUGGAAUUUAUUCCAGAAAGGUGGCUGGAUGAGGGAAAGUAUUUACACAAGAAUGACCAAGCGUGGUUCCCUUUCAGUAUAGGUAUGUUAUCCAUGUUCCAACCCUCUUGGUUAUACACCGUGACACUAAUGCAUAUUCAAGGUCAUUACUCCUGCGUUGGCAGGCCACUAGCUCUUAUGCAAAUUCGAACUGUCCUCCAUCGUAUUGCUAGUGAAUUCGAUCUCUCAUUUCCGCCUGGAGAGGAUGGUCGCCAUUUCUGGGAGGAGACAAAAGAUACUUUCACGCUGAUGUGCCCAGCUCUUCCAGUGGUUUUGACCAAACGAGAGGGGGCAACGAGUCAGUCUUAG
Penicillium malachiteum is the source of this 1086-nucleotide messenger RNA. RefSeq lists its product as uncharacterized. The record is from RefSeq and is a predicted model, not a curated record. The transcript is spliced from 3 exons. Bases 1 to 1086 code for a protein of 361 amino acids. Gene Ontology annotation, molecular function: monooxygenase activity; heme binding; iron ion binding. NCBI's taxonomy places the organism in Eukaryota, Fungi, Ascomycota, Eurotiomycetes, Eurotiales, Aspergillaceae.